GGCACACGCGGCACGAGGUUGAGUCUGACUGAUGUGUUGAAAUAAGGAGGAGAACUUGCAAAGUGACUGGACCCUCAAGACAACAGCACUGAACAUGGCCUCAAUUCUGCAGAAGCUGAUCACUCCGCUGUUCAGCGGUCCUCCUGAGCCCCCCAGGAAUAAAGUGACAGUGGUGGGCGUGGGCCAGGUUGGCAUGGCCUGUGCCAUCAGCAUCCUGCUCAGGGAGCUGGCCGAUGAACUGGCCCUGGUGGACGUGAUGGAGGACAAGCUGAAGGGAGAGAUGAUGGACCUGCAGCACGGCAGCCUCUUCCUCAAAACCCCCAAAAUAGUCGCAGGCAAAGACUACUCCGUGACAGCGAACUCCCGCAUCGUGGUGGUGACAGCCGGAGUCCGUCAGCAGGAGGGAGAGAGCAGGCUGAACCUCGUCCAGCGAAACGUCAACAUCUUCAAACACAUCGUCCCUCAGAUCGUCAGAUACAGCCCCGACUGCACCAUCAUUGUGGUGUCCAACCCAGUGGAUGUGCUGACUUAUGUAACCUGGAAACUGAGCGGCCUUCCCAAGCACCGCGUCAUCGGCAGCGGCACCAACUUGGAUUCGGCGCGCUUUCGCUUCCUGAUGGCCGACAAACUGGGAAUCCACCCCAGCAGCUUCAACGGCUGGAUCCUGGGAGAGCACGGAGACACCAGUGUGCCCGUGUGGAGCGGAACGAACGUGGCGGGAGUCAACCUGCAGACGUUGAACCCGGACAUCGGCACCGACUGUGACGAAGAGAACUGGAAGGAGACGCACAAGAUGGUGGUGGACAGCGCCUACGAGGUGAUCAAGCUGAAGGGUUACACCAACUGGGCCAUCGGUCUGAGUGUAGCGGACCUCACAGAGAGCAUCAUCAGGAACAUGAAACGGAUUCACCCCGUUUCCACCAUGGUGAAGGGCAUGUAUGGGAUCAACGACGAGGUGUUUCUGAGUCUGCCCUGCGUGCUGAACAGCGGAGGUGUGGCCAGCGUGGUCAACAUGACUCUGACCACUGACGAGGUGACCCAGCUGCAGACCAGUGCCGACACACUGUGGGACAUCCAGAAGGACCUGCAGGACGUCUAAUUGACCAGCAGGGGGCAAUGUAGCCCUACGCUCCUGACGUAUAAUCCCUCUGCAGUCACUAACCGCCACACAGCUGCAACCCACAGCCCUCUGUAGAGUCACAGGCCUCCGGGAGUCUGAUCCCAUCAGAUGUAGCCGUAGGAGUCCGUUUGUGACAUUCACAUGUGAGUGAGAUGCUGCUCUGACUCGUUCGCCCUCGGCUGUGUGGCACCGCGUGUGUCACGCAUGUUGCUUUGAUGUGUAAUAAAGCAAUUGUGUUGUUGCUUGAUCAGUAAA
This is a messenger RNA of Pseudoliparis swirei, 1375 nucleotides long. It is a transcript of the gene ldhbb, whose product is annotated as lactate dehydrogenase Bb. The transcript is spliced from 8 exons. Lineage: Eukaryota; Metazoa; Chordata; Actinopteri; Perciformes; Liparidae. Gene Ontology annotation, biological process: carboxylic acid metabolic process. Gene Ontology annotation, molecular function: L-lactate dehydrogenase (NAD+) activity. Gene Ontology annotation, cellular component: cytoplasm. The record is from RefSeq and is a predicted model, not a curated record. The coding region runs from base 95 to 1099 and encodes 334 amino acids.